AUGCAGGAGGAAGAGACAUACACCUCUCUUCAGUGGGAUAAUCCAGCACCAAACCCUUACCAGAAACAUCUGUCUUCCACCAAAAAUUCAGGAACGUGGUGUCUCGUGACAGUGGUUUUAUGUAUCUUCUGCAUAGGCUCAUUAGCAACCUCCAUUUUCUUGGGUGUCAAGUUGCUCCAGGUGUCCACUACUGCAAUGAAGCAGCAAGAAAAACUCAUCCAAUGGGACAGAGUACUGCUCAACUUCACACAGUGGAAGAGAAACCAUGGCCUCCAGAUGAAAUAUUGCCAAACAUUGAGGCAGAAGUCUUUCAGUUCAGCCCAUAACUGCAGCCCUUGUCCAGACAACUGGAUUCAGAAUGGAGAAAGGUAUUACCAUGUCUUUGAAAACUGGACAAUUUGACACACCAGUAGAGAGGAUUGUUUGAAGGAGGGAUCUAAGCUUCUACAAAUAGACAGCAAAGAAGAAAUGGACUUUAUCACUGGCAGCCUGAGGUAGAUCAAAAGAAGCUAUGAUUACUGGGUGGGACUGUCUCAGGAUGGGUCCAGCCAACCUUGGCUUUGGCAAGACGGCUCCUCUCCUUCCCCUGAUCUGGACCCCCAAUCAACUAACCAGGUCUGUGGAUACCUCAGAAACAACGGCCUUUCUUCCGCUAACUGCAGCAUUUGGAAAUAUUUCAUCUGUGAGAAAUACGCAUUAAGAUCUUCUACCUGA
Molecule: messenger RNA, 714 nt
Organism: Balaenoptera acutorostrata (minke whale)
Lineage: Eukaryota; Metazoa; Chordata; Mammalia; Artiodactyla; Balaenopteridae
Gene: CLEC9A
Product: C-type lectin domain containing 9A
Biological process (GO): receptor-mediated endocytosis
Cellular component (GO): cell surface; membrane
Source: RefSeq, a predicted model, not a curated record